GGUGAAAAAACUGGCAGUUCUAUUAAAUGCUUUAAAUAUGUGUCAACUUCCUGCAUAGUGUAGCUGCUGAUAAAAAAAAAUGUUAUAUUCUCUAAAGUACACGUACUGCAAUAUUUAGCAGCUUUUGUUUACUAUUAAAUUUCUUUUGAAAAAUUCAUAAUACGUUAAAACCAACAAAAAUUUUCAAAAAGACAGUAUGUACAUAUGUGUUAACUUCCUAUAUGGCAGCGUUUUACAGCGCCGGCCUUGGAACGUGUCUCGCGUAUUGGAGAUUUUCACAGGCCUUUGGUUCAUUUCGAUAACAUUUUUCAGAGGACUACUAUCGCCAUUUAUGAAGGAUGAGCAUAGCAGCAGUGGUGGUAAUAGCCGCAGAGGUGGUUGGGGCGGUGGCUACGGCGGCGGCGGCGGAGGAGGUGGAGGCGGUGGCGGUGGUUCUGGUGGUGGAGGAGGCGGCGGCAGCGGCGGUCGUGGUAACUUUGGCCCAAACCGUCGCAUUGGACGCAUAAAUAACACAUCAAUGGACGCACCAAGUUGUGGCAGUUGUUGUGGAUAAAUGGCAAUUAUGCCUACUUAUGGCUCACAAGACUUGACAAAAAGUGAAAGGAGUACUGCCUUACAGCAUUUUGAGAUUCGUUAAAACGAACCAGUUAUACAUAAUAUAUACUACAUAUACGCAAUUCCAAGCUAUGAAUCGGGCUUGACGAGGUUAUCAAGUACCUCCGGGUCAUUAGAGUUUACAUAACUUUUAAGUUUGAAAUAUUUCUUGUGAAGUAAAAACUUUUGAACUGACUAAAAUCAAAUACUGAAUGCAUAUAAUGCAAAAAAUAUAUAUAUUAUAUUUUUAAAUGUUUGUUUAAUAGAAUUCCAUAUCGAAAUUUUGUCUAUUAUUAUAUAUAGUAUUUUUCAUAAUAUAAAAUUUGUUUGGUGUUACACCUAAAAUUGUUUAAAUAUCACGCAAAAAUAAAAAUCAAUAAGCCCUGCGCUAACCUCCUAGGCUUGGGAAUAAUAAAAAUGGUGACAUUUAUAAAA
Molecule: messenger RNA, 1029 nt
Organism: Bactrocera neohumeralis
Lineage: Eukaryota; Metazoa; Arthropoda; Insecta; Diptera; Tephritidae
Product: glycine-rich selenoprotein-like
Exons: 3
Coding region: 197-553 (118 amino acids)
Biological process (GO): calcium ion transport; endoplasmic reticulum calcium ion homeostasis
Cellular component (GO): Golgi apparatus; endoplasmic reticulum membrane
Source: RefSeq, a predicted model, not a curated record